AGAUGCCUCGCAGGAGGUCAUACAGGAGGCCACCGUGACGACCAGCUCGCCCCGUGCCAGGUAGGAAGUACGAUGGACAAAUGAAGGCUGUAGGAGUGCUAACGCUGCCACAUUUUUUGAAGUACUUGUAACAGGAAGCGGGAUAAUGCUUGCCGUAAAUCUUCUUGACCUGGUAUCAGGAGUUAAAAUGACAUAGAAAAGUAUUCAAAGUAUGGACUGUGAAAUUCAACUUCAUACUGAAAGAAGGUAAACUGAAACUCCAAAAAUGAUGACCUGCUCGUUGGCAAGUUACAGGAAAAGCACAUACAAGGCAACUAAAUAAGGACUGUGGUAUGAGGGUUUUGCCAGAUGAACUGUCCAAAAGAGCUAUUUACCUGGAGGCUGUUAUGUUAAAUUAUUGAUCUCUGCACUGUGUGACCCUCACUAAUUCCCCAGCACUUGUGCAUAUGAAAUGCUUCAAAAGAAGAAACUGCUGUGGCUUAUUUGCAACUGAAGUGAAUUACAUUGGAUAUGAAAGAGUAAUGCAGGGUGCAGAGGGCAGUGCAGCUUGAACAGUCUUACCACACCAAUGGAAAAAACUUCCCGUUUGCAGCAAAAUAUGAUAUCUAUAUUUUUGUUCAUUGGUCAUCUCAUUGUACUGAUACCUCUCUUCAGUGCUGAAGGAUGUGUUAUUUGUGAUUACUUUGUGCUUGUUGGAGAGCCUAUAGCUAUUACUUGCCCAAUAAUUACAUUGCCAGUGCUUCACUCUGAAUACAAUUUGACAUGGUAUAAAAAUGGUAGUGCUACAGCAGUGACCACGGAGAGAGAUGCCAGGAUCCACCAGCGAGAGGGCUUGCUUUGGUUUAUUCCUGCUAUGCUGGAAGAUUCUGGACUUUAUGAAUGCAAUAUAAGGAGCCUUAACCACUCAAACAAAAAAACUAUAAACUUAACAGUUUUUAAGAAUGAUAAUGGAUUGUGUUUUAAUGGAAAAAUGAAAUUUGAACAAAAAGUGACAAGCACGAAUACUGGAAAGAUUAUAUGCCCUGAUCUGGAACAAUUUAAAAAUGAAGACAAUAAUCAGCCUGAAGUACAUUGGUAUAAGGAGUGUAAACCUGGAUUUCUUGAAGACAAGCGACUUCUUUUGGCAGAGGGUGAAAAUGCUGUCUUGAUUCGUAAUGUAACUGUGCAAGACAGAGGAAACUACACGUGCCGUAUGGUGUACACAUAUAUGGGAAAACAAUUUAAUGUUUCAAGAACCAUAAGUCUAGAGGUUAAAGGUUUUAUUUUUCUUUGGUUAGAAAAACCACUGCAGAUGCAACCAGAGUUUAUUUAUCCAAGGAACAAUACAAUUGAAGUAGAACUUGGCUCUCAUGUAGUUAUGGAGUGUAACAUAUCAAGUGGCAUAAAUGGCUUGAUUCCAUUCUGGCAAGUUAAUGAUGAGGAUGUUGAUGUCUUUGAUAAAACCUACAGGGAACAGUUUUAUGAAGAGGGAUUGCCUCAUGGACUUGCUGUAUCUGGAACAAAAUUUAACAUUUCAAAAGUGAAAUUAAAGGACUAUGCUCAUAAGUUCUUCUGCCACUUCAUAUAUGGUUCUCAACAAUUUACAGCCUACAUCAAAUUGGAAUACCCAUCUCAAAACAUUCAGGGGUACUUAACUGGAGGAGGAGUUUCCUUGGUAUUUUUAGUAUUUUUUACUCUCUUUAUCUACAAGAUCUUCAAAAUUGAUAUUGUGCUUUGGUAUCGGGACUCCUGCCAUGCCUUCCUGAGGAAAAAAGUUUCAGAUGAGAAGAUCUAUGAUGCUUAUGUUCUGUAUCCAAAGAACAGAGAAAGCUGCUUGUAUUCAUCAGAUAUUUUUGCUCUGAAGAUACUGCCAGAGGUCUUAGAAAGGCAGUGUGGAUAUAACCUCUUCAUACUUGGGAGAGAUGAUUUACCAGGAGAAGCUGUGAUCAGCGUUGCUGAUGAAAAAAUCCGUCAAAGUAGGAGAGUGAUAAUUGUUUUAGUACCAGAGCCCUCCUGUUACAGCAUUCUGGAAGAUGAGUCUGAAAAGCAGCUAGCCAUGCAUAGUGCUCUUAUCCAAGAUGGCAUUAAAGUAAUUCUCAUUGAACUUGAAAAAAUACAAGAUUAUGCAACCAUGCCAGAAUCCAUCAGAUAUAUUAAGCAAAAGCAUGGGGUUAUCCGAUGGAAAGGGGACUUUUCAGAAAGGUCCCACUCAGCAAGAACCAGAUUCUGGAAGAAAGUGCGCUACCAGAUGCCAUCCAGAAAAAGUGGCUCUUUAUCACAAUUGCAUUUGUUAUCAAAAGACUUGAAUAACAAAUGAGAAAUGACACUUAAUGACAGAUUCAGUUCACACAGAUGGAUUGACUGAAGGUCCCAUGUAUCUGUUUUGUGCAAUCUCAUCCAGAUUUACUGGAGUGGAGGUACUACAGUUUCAUCUCCAGAUGUGAAUCUUUUUUACUUCUGGCUGGAUCAACAGAACACCAUGAAAUAUCAUCAGUAGCACAUGUAGAAAGUACACAAGUACUUUUCCAAGAAUGAUUCUGUGAAAUUCCCUUGUAUUAAAAAUGAAAGGACAGAAAAUUGUGAAAAACUUAAAGCCAAUGAAGAAAAUUUGAUUUUCUUUUCUGCAAUUAAAGUUUCAAUAUGAAGGGAAUUACACUAAUUAUUGUUGUAAUACUACAUAAUGUGCAUGGCUGGUGCCAGUAAAUGUCUGUUUCUUUUUUUUUGAAUGAAAUGACACAAACCUUUUCUUUGUUACAAGUUUGUUAUUUGCCUUGUUCAAUUUACGGAAAGAUAAAUCCUCAUGUUACUGCAUCAGUGUGUUAUCAUCCAGGAGAAUUCACAGAAUUCACAUCCGGGAGUAAAGCUCACAGUAUGCAGGCCAGCCAACAGAGUUCCAGUGACCUCAAUCCUCCUAAUUACUUCUGCUGACUGGAACAGAUUGAAAGGAGAACUGCUACUUGUUAUCCCUAACUUUAGGAAUGGAAGGUUAUUUUACUGAGCCAAAAUAGUGUUUUUAAAAAAUAUUUGUUCCUUUUGAUAUAUUUAUAUAAAUAAUGCCAAAGUUUUCAUGUGUGUUAUGUAAAGGCACUUUGAGGAAGAGUCCAUUUUAAAAUUUAAUAAAGGCACUACAUAU
Messenger RNA from Pyrgilauda ruficollis (rufous-necked snowfinch), 3112 nucleotides. Its product is annotated as interleukin-1 receptor type 1-like. Lineage: Eukaryota; Metazoa; Chordata; Aves; Passeriformes; Passeridae. The transcript is spliced from 15 exons. Bases 569 to 2296 code for a protein of 575 amino acids. Gene Ontology annotation, biological process: regulation of inflammatory response; signal transduction. The record is from RefSeq and is a predicted model, not a curated record. Gene Ontology annotation, molecular function: interleukin-1, type I, activating receptor activity.